Molecule: messenger RNA, 1155 nt
Organism: Merops nubicus (carmine bee-eater)
Lineage: Eukaryota; Metazoa; Chordata; Aves; Coraciiformes; Meropidae
Product: CCR4-NOT transcription complex subunit 10
Exons: 9
Biological process (GO): negative regulation of translation; mRNA catabolic process
Cellular component (GO): CCR4-NOT complex
Molecular function (GO): protein binding
Source: RefSeq, a predicted model, not a curated record
ACAUCAGAACAAGAGACUAAAGGUCUUCCCAGCAAAAAGGGAAUUGUGCAAUCCAUAGUAGGUCAAGGCUACCACCGUAAGAUAGUCCUGGCAUCCCAGUCAAUACAGAAUGUUGUUUAUAAUGAUGGGCAGUCCUCAGCAAUACCUGUAGCCAGUAUGGAAUUUGCAGCAAUUUGUCUAAGAAAUGCCUUGCUGCUACUGCCAGAAGAUCAGCAGGAGCCAAAACAGGAAAAUGGAUCUAAAACUAGUCAUCAGCUGGGGGGAAACACAGAGAGCAGUGAAAGCAGUGAAGCCUGCAGCAAUAAAGGCCAUGAAGGGGAUAAAUUCAUUGCAGCCCCACCUUCUUCACCUUUGAAGAAACAGGAAUUAGAAAAUUUAAGGUGCUCAAUACUUGCGUGUAGUGCUUACGUGGCUCUGGCUUUGGGUGAUAACCUUAUGGCAUUGAAUCAUGCAGAUAAACUUCUUCAGCAACCAAAGCUGUCAGGGUCUCUUAAGUUUCUUGGGCAUUUGUAUGCAGCAGAAGCUCUCAUCUCUCUAGACAGAAUAUCUGAUGCCAUCACUCACUUGAACCCUGAGAAUGUCACUGAUGUUUCCCUUGGGAUCUCCUCAAAUGAGCAGGAUCAAGGGUCUGACAAAGGAGAGAAUGAGGCAAUGGAGUCUUCUGGCAAGCAGACCCCACAGUGUUACCCCAGUUCAGUCACAUCUGCACGAACAAUGAUGUUGUUUAACCUUGGCAGUGCUUACUGUUUGAGGAGUGAAUAUGACAAAGCUCGCAAGUGUCUUCAUCAGGCUGCUUCGCUGAUCCACCCCAAAGAGAUCCCUCCAGAGGCUAUUCUGCUGGCUGUGUACCUUGAAUUACAGAAUGGUAACACGCAGCUGGCACUGCAGAUCAUCAAGAGAAACCAGCUUCUCCCCUCGGUGAAGAUGCUCUCUGAGCUGCGGAAGAAGCCCGUGUUUCAGCCAGUGCACUCCAUCCAGCCCAUCCAGAUGCCAGCUUUCACCACCGUGCAGAGGAAGUGAGGUGCUGCUCCAGCCUGCUGCUGCCCUGCCCCUCAGGGCCUGGCAUUUUGUACAUUUUUUUUAACCUGGGACACCUGCAUACCCCAAUUGAUGGAGUGUGUUCAUUUAUGUAAAUUUUUAAUAAAACACAUAAAC